Molecule: messenger RNA, 540 nt
Organism: Varanus komodoensis (Komodo dragon)
Lineage: Eukaryota; Metazoa; Chordata; Lepidosauria; Squamata; Varanidae
Gene: RPS26
Product: ribosomal protein S26
Exons: 4
Coding region: 124-471 (115 amino acids)
Biological process (GO): translation
Cellular component (GO): ribosome; cytosolic small ribosomal subunit
Molecular function (GO): mRNA binding; structural constituent of ribosome
Source: RefSeq, a predicted model, not a curated record
UCUUUGACAAACCUUUUUAAGAGUCGGCGGAAAUGAGGACAAAGGAAUUCCGCCUGGCGGAGGGAUAGCAUAUAAGGAGCGCAGGGAAGGAGGCGGGCUCUCUUUGGUCGCCUGGGCGUCAAGAUGACAAAGAAGAGAAGGAAUAACGGCCGGGCCAAGAAAGGCCGGGGCCAUGUCCAGCCCAUCCGGUGUACUAACUGUGCCCGAUGUGUCCCCAAGGACAAAGCUAUUAAGAAGUUUGUCAUCCGAAACAUUGUAGAAGCAGCAGCAGUCAGAGAUAUCUCUGAAGCAAGUGUCUUUGACUCAUAUGUGCUGCCCAAGCUCUAUGUGAAGCUUCACUAUUGUGUUAGCUGUGCCAUCCACAGCAAGGUGGUGAGAAAUCGCUCUCGUGAAGCCCGGAAGGACCGUACCCCUCCACCCAGGUUCAGGCCUGCAGGUGCUGCACCAAGACCACCCCCUAAGCCUAUGUAAGGAGAUGGUUUGAAUGAUGCCAGUUUCUACUGUUGACCUCAAUAAAUGGAUUUAAGAAUGGUCUGCUUA